Pomacea canaliculata is the source of this 2066-nucleotide messenger RNA. Its product is annotated as cytochrome P450 2U1-like. The transcript is spliced from 4 exons. The record is from RefSeq and is a predicted model, not a curated record. Lineage: Eukaryota; Metazoa; Mollusca; Gastropoda; Architaenioglossa; Ampullariidae. Gene Ontology annotation, biological process: xenobiotic metabolic process. Gene Ontology annotation, molecular function: oxidoreductase activity, acting on paired donors, with incorporation or reduction of molecular oxygen, reduced flavin or flavoprotein as one donor, and incorporation of one atom of oxygen; iron ion binding; heme binding. The coding region runs from base 49 to 1563 and encodes 504 amino acids. Gene Ontology annotation, cellular component: cytoplasm; intracellular membrane-bounded organelle.
GCUCGAGCUCAAGCUGCCGUCGUUGUAAAAGACAGCUAACAGAGCACCAUGGCAAUUCUACUGGAAAUGCUCGACAUCAACACAGGCCUUGCUUUAGGCGUUGGCGUGUUGUCGUUGUUGUGGUGGCUUUCCGUGAGACGACCUGCAGGUGCACCUCCAGGACCUUGGCUGGCUGUACCACUGCUGGGUCACCUGUUGCUGAUGAUGAAGAAAGAUACUCGGCAGCAGUUCGCAGCAUGGCGACGACAGUACGGUGACGUGUUCAGUCUGUACCUGGGCAGCCAGCUGGUGGUGGUGCUCAACGGCUACAAGGUCAUCAAGGACGCGCUGGUAAAAAACGCCGACGUCUUCUCCGACAGGCCUCAGACUUAUGUAAAUGACAUAAUAACCGACAGCAAAGGCGUUGUUGACACCUCUGGUGCGGUGUGGAAAGACCAAAGAAAAGUUGCUAUAAAAAUUCUACGUGAGCUAGGGAUGGGCAAAAACGUGCUGGCGGUAAAGAUCCAAGAAGAAAUUAAAGAGUACAUCAGGGUCAUAUCCGAGAGCCAGGGUCAGCCGCUCGAUCUGAGCCACUUCACCAAAGUUAGCAUGUCCAACAACAUCUGCUCCAUUGUCUUUGGCAAACGCUUCGAGUAUGACGACGACGUCUUUAGAAAUUAUCUUCAUCUGGUGGAAGUCGUUGUUAACGACUGGGGAGCGGGUGCCGCACUCACUGUCAUGCCUUUCCUACGACACCUGCCUGGAGAUUGCCUUAACUUGAAACGAGUUGUAGACAACAUGCAGGUUAUGCUGUAUAAGCUUAUUAAACCUUUUGUAGACGAGCACUACCGCAGGUCUGACGAGGGCACAGUGGACGACUUUAUUGGUGCCUACAUCAGAGAAAUACAUCAUCAUCGCAACAGUCAGUCAGGAUCACCUCACAUCAACAAUGUUAAUAUCCUUAAGACAACCUUCGACGUAUUUAUAGGCGGCUCGGAAACGGUUUCUACAACUAUCCUGUGGGCUCUGGUUUACUUCCUUCACCACCCUGACGUGCAGGACAAGUGCUACGAGGAGAUCCACAGAGUUGUCGGCACAGAGCGAGCGCCCACCAUACAGGAUAGAUCGCAGUUAGUUUACAUGGAGGCUGUCAUCAUGGAGGUUCUUCGCUACGCCACCCCUUUGCCACUAAGUUUCCCACAUGCCACCCUAUGUGACGUGGAGUUUGGCGGAUACACGAUCCCUAAGGGCACUUUAGUCAUCCCCAACCUGCAUUCUGUGAUGAGCGAUCCGGAGACCUGGGGUGACCCCGACAGAUUCCGACCUGAACGUUUCAUUGGAGAGGACGGCAAGCAGUGGAGACCCGAAGAGUUGAUUCCCUUCUCUUUGGGUCGGCGCAGUUGUAUUGGUGAGGCGCUUACCAGAAUGGAAUUAUUUCUAUAUCUGUCAACAAUGGUACAACACUUCCAAUUCCUGCCUCCCGAAACUGGAGAACUUCCACCAUUGCAAGGUGUGCUGGCACUAACCUAUCGUCCUGCACCUUUCAAGGUUCGAGCUGUGCCUAGGAUGUGUCUUGGAAAAUAAACAUUUGAAGAAAAACAGUGAUGGAGCCGCUUUAAUCGUCCUAGAGGGCACUAACAUACAUCGCAUUUCCUUUUUAUUUAUACUCAGAGGGGUAUACAUGGCUGCAGCACAUCUAUUAACGUGGGACAGUCUCAGCUACUUUUCUAUGCUUAUGUUACACAUAGAGAACACAGACAGUCGACCUGGAAAGGCCGAUUCAGUGUGUUUUGGCUUUAGUCAAUGGCAAAACAUUUGAAGUGCCCAACACGCUCCAUAUCUAGAGCACACUAAAAUUAUUUUAAAACAAUUAAUGGGACGCCCUUUGGUUCUAUUCUAUUCUAUUAAAUACUAAUUUGCCAAAAUACGAGUAACUUCUACUGCAUGUGAAGUAUUUUUUUAACUAGUUGCAUGCGAACGAUUUCGUCUCUUUGUUUCUUUAACUCUUCCUCAUAUACAUCACGUUUAGUAAGACGUUGAAUUUAAUAUCAAUAUUAACUUGUAUUUGAAUAAAGAAUGUCAAGAUA